AUGGCUAAACUGGGAUUACAUGAAGAUUGGACUAGGUUGUUCAUGAGAUGUGUUUCCUUAGUGACAUAUGCAGUACGAAUUAAUGGGCAUCCUUGGGGUCAGAUUGUUCCAACACGUGGGCUUCGCCAAGGGGAUCCAUUAUCACCAUAUAUAUUUCUUAUUUGUGCUGAGGGUCUAUCAACAUUGUUGCACCAGGCAAUCCAGAACAAAGCUUUAAGGGGAGUUGCUGCCUCAACUAAGGGCCUAAAGAUCUCACAUUUAUUUUUUGCUGAUGAUAGCUUCAUUUUAGGAAGAGCCACAACUAGAGAAACUGUUGAAAUACAAAAGGUGUUACAGGUAUAUGAGUUGUCUUCUGGUCAACAACUGAACAAGAACAAAACCUCUCUUUUCUUCAACCAUAACACGAACAAUGGUACGAAGGAGACAAUAAAAGCAAUGUUUGGUGCACAAGUAAUCAGAUCCCAUGAAUCCAAUCUUGGUCUGCCAUCCCUAAUAGGGAAGGAGGUUUUGAUAAAGGUCAUUGCUCAAGUUGUUCCAUCCUAUACAAUGUCUUGUUUUAAGCUACCCAACUCUUUGUGUGAGGAGCUAACCGGGAUGGGAUGGAGACUCCAAACCAACUCCUCAUCUCUAUUCUACCGAGUUGACAAAGCUAAGUACUUUCCGAGGUGUGAUUUUAUAAAGGCAAAUAUUGGUUAUCAACCUUCAUAUGCAUGGAGAAGCCUCAUGGCAGCUCAAGACUUGGUCAAACGAGGACUGAGAUGGCAAGUGGGGGAUGGGGAGCAAAUCCAAGUUUGGAAAGACAAAUGGCUUCAAAACCCAAGUACAUACAAGGUGGUGACUUCGGAAAGUUUUGGCCCUGAGGAUGUGGAUGAAAUUCUAAGCAUUCCCCUUAGUGCAAACAAGGCUCGGGAUAGACUAGCCAAAGAAGUUUGGGAAUCAAGCAAGUUGGCAUUACCCUUUGAGAUCAGGCCCUCAUGGGACUUUAUAGAUGUUGGGAUAUGGAAAAAUAGAAACGAGGUAAAACGUGGAGGCAAGGGCAGAACAGGAAGGGUGAUCACUAAAAGCUCCCUAUUACUUUUGGAGGAAUUCCAAAUUGCGAAUGAGGGUCCACAAGCCACUAGAGUGAGUACUUAUGAGGUGGUCAAGUGGCUUCCUCCAAGCUCGGGUUGUUAUAAAGUGAAUGUAAAUGGUGUCGUGUUCUCCAAAAGAAAGCAGGUAGGAAUUGGUGUGGUGAUCCAUGACAGUUUGGGAGAGGUGGUUGCUGCCCUAAGCAAGAACAUGGCCUUGUCGCUUGGUGCACUGGAGACAGAAGCUAAGGCACUGGAGGAAGGAAUUUAG
Messenger RNA from Quercus robur (English oak), 1338 nucleotides. RefSeq lists its product as uncharacterized. Bases 1 to 1338 code for a protein of 445 amino acids. The record is from RefSeq and is a predicted model, not a curated record. The transcript has 6 exons. NCBI's taxonomy places the organism in Eukaryota, Viridiplantae, Streptophyta, Magnoliopsida, Fagales, Fagaceae.